Molecule: messenger RNA, 678 nt
Organism: Ylistrum balloti
Lineage: Eukaryota; Metazoa; Mollusca; Bivalvia; Pectinida; Pectinidae
Exons: 6
Coding region: 1-678 (225 amino acids)
Source: RefSeq, a predicted model, not a curated record
AUGCCAAGACCUACCACGAUGAGGUUGACAGUUUUUGUAUUUGUGCUGUUUGUAUGCUGUGUAUAUGGUAAUGAAUUCCGAGGUCUCCGUAAAGUACUUGCAUCAGCUACAGGGAGUCAUGCAAGAAGGGCCGGAACGUCCUCAAGGGCAGCGGGAGGGUCCGCAGCGGCAUCUGCAGCGGCAUCAGCAGGUGUCAGUGCCGCCCUUACGGCAGUCAACCCGGUGCUCGGAGCAGCAUCAGUAUUCCUUGCUCCAUUAACUGAUGGAAUUGUGCAAUUAGAAAAACAGUUCAUGUCCUAUCUUAGUGAAAAUCUACUGGGAAAACAUCCAUUUCACACUGUCCUAGGACGAGGUGUGAGAAUCCAUGCUACAGCCAACGGUGUGACGAUACAAGACGUGGCUAGCGGGAUAGUAGUUGUAGGAACAGGAGCUACUGUUGAGGAGGCAAUCAGUAUGGCGACACAGAAGUACGUGACGACCUUAUUAGAGAUGGGAUUCAUCAGCAAAGACGACUUGCAUUUGGCACCAAUCCUCACCACCACUGAAGUGCCGUGUGGGGACAAUUAUCCGAAGUCGUACUGUGAAGAUCAGAAACGAUUGGGUUUCUGUUCCCCUGUUAGUGCCUACGCCACAUUCAUGUCUCAGAAUUGUUAUGCAACGUGUAGGGGAGGAUGCUGA